Molecule: messenger RNA, 4092 nt
Organism: Tricharina praecox
Lineage: Eukaryota; Fungi; Ascomycota; Pezizomycetes; Pezizales; Pyronemataceae
Product: SNF2 family N-terminal domain-containing protein
Exons: 7
Coding region: 1-4092 (1363 amino acids)
Biological process (GO): positive regulation of transcription by RNA polymerase II
Cellular component (GO): nucleus
Molecular function (GO): ATP-dependent chromatin remodeler activity; DNA binding; ATP binding
Source: RefSeq, a predicted model, not a curated record
AUGAAAGAGCAAGGCGCGAACGAGUCGAACCCCGAGUUCGCGCAGCUGUCGAACUACUUAAAGAUGGUCCAGGCGCGCCAGCACAUGGCCCAUCAACAGCAACAGCAGCAACAGCAACAGCAGCAACAGCAACAACAGCAGCAGAUCCAACAUCACGCUGGUGGCCCUGGUGAUAGCCGCGCUGUGCCCCAGGGCGUGCCGCAAGUAAAUGGUCGAUUAUCGCAAUCCCGUCCCGUCCCUCAGGCAUCACCCCAGGGCUACAACUCCCCGUCUUCGCCAAAGCAGCGCCCCGCGAUGGACCCAAUGACAAUGAUGCUUGCCGGCGGCAAGGGUACGCAAACUAUGGCACCGAAUAUGGCACAAUCCGUCAACUCUGCUAGCUCCAGCUUUACUCCGGAACAACUUGCUGUCUUGAGGAGUCAGAUUAUGGCAUUCAAGUUCAUCACUCGUAACAAGUCCGUGCCGGCUAACAUCCAGGCGGCGUUCCUUUACCCUCCGAGGCCUGGCUCCCAGACACCAACCGUGCAAGGAGUAUCGACUGCUAUUGACAAACUGAAGGACAAGCGACGGCAGCCUGAUUAUGAGUCCCCUUGGAACCACCUCCAGGCCUUUAUCUCAUACCAUGACCACGGCUCGCGCGAAAAGAGGCUCAUGAUCCCCAGCAUCAUGCCUACAGGAAUCGAUGUCGCCCACCUCCAAGAGGAACGCGAACGUGUCAAGCACAACCGAAUCGCCGCGCGAAAAGCUGAGCUUGAAGACUUGCCUAGCAAUCUGGCCGAAUUCAACACCAAGAAAGGCUUGGAUGUUGUUGAUGACUCUCUCAAGCUGAAGGCGUUGAUCGAAUAUAAAGCACUUUGCCUUCAGUCGAGGCAGCGAGCGAUGCGCCAGGAUCUUGUCAAUCGUAUGGUCCAUGCCGACAAUCUCGCGGUUUCGUCGAAUCGCUCCAUGUUCAGACGUAUGAAGAAGCAGUCCUUGCGGGAAGCGCGUAUGACCGAAAAGCUGGAGAAACAGCAACGGGAUCAGCGCGAACAGAAGGAACGGCGCAAGCAUGUGGAUUACAUCCUGGGUGUUAUUGCGCACGGCACCGAGAUCAAGGCGGCGGCUCGGGCCAAGGAGGCAAAGGCUCAGAAGCUGGGACGCCUGAUGCAGAGCCACCAUCAGUUCAUGGAGAAGGAGGAGCAGAAGAGGAUGGAGCGUAUGGCCAAGCAGCGUCUGCAGGCUCUCAAGGCCAACGACGAGGUUGCCUACUUCAAAUUGCUUGGUCAGGCGAAGGAUACUCGUAUCACACAUCUUCUCAAGCAGACCGAUUCGUUCCUCCACUCGCUUGCAGCUAGUGUCCGACAGCAGCAACGCGAUGCUGUUCAGAACUAUGGUGAAAACGAAGGUUACUAUGCGGAGGAUGCCAAUGAGGUGGAGGAAGGAAAGGUGGACUACUUCAAUGUUGCUCAUCGUAUCAAGGAAGAAAUCAAGGUGCAACCCGCGAUUUUGACUGGUGGAACCUUGAAGGAGUAUCAAGUCAAGGGUUUGCAGUGGAUGAUUUCGCUGUACAACAAUAACUUGAACGGUAUCUUGGCCGACGAGAUGGGUCUUGGAAAAACCAUUCAGACGAUUUCACUGGUAACGUACCUGAUUGAGAAGAAGAACCAGAAUGGGCCGUUCUUGGUGAUUGUACCAUUGAGUACUCUCACCAAUUGGACCAUCGAAUUCGAGAAGUGGGCCCCUACAGUGGGGAAAAUUGUGUACAAGGGGCCGCCUAGUAUUCGGAAAACCCAGCAAAACCACAUCAAAUACGGCAAUUGGCAGGUUCUGUUGACUACCUACGAGUACAUUAUCAAGGACCGCCCGAUUCUGAGCAAGGUCAAAUGGAACUACAUGAUCAUCGAUGAAGGUCACAGGAUGAAGAACGCCCAGUCCAAGCUCAGCGCGACCUUGUCUACGUACUACAACUGCCGUUACCGGUUGAUCUUGACGGGUACACCGCUGCAAAACAAUUUGCCAGAGCUGUGGGCGCUUCUCAACUUCGUUCUUCCGACCAUUUUCAAAUCGGUCAAGAGCUUCGACGAAUGGUUCAAUACUCCGUUUGCAAAUACGGGAGGACAGGAUAAGAUGGAGCUCACGGAAGAAGAGGCUUUGCUAGUCAUUCGUCGUCUCCAUCAGGUCCUCCGGCCGUUCUUGCUGCGUCGCCUGAAGAAGGAUGUCGAGUCCGAACUUCCCGACAAGGUUGAGAAGGUCGUCAAGUGCAAGCUAUCGGCUUUGCAGGCUAAGCUCUACACGCAAAUGAUGAACAAUGGCAUCCUAUAUGUCAACAAUGAAGACAAGGGCGGAAAACUCGGUGUCAAGGGUCUAAGCAAUAUGAUCAUGCAGUUGCGAAAGCUCUGUAACCAUCCUUUCGUUUUCGAAGAGGUUGAAAGCGCGGUCAACCCAACGAAGAUUAACAAUGAUUCGCUCUGGCGUACGGCCGGAAAGUUUGAGCUGCUGGACCGAUUAUUGCCCAAGUUUUUUCACACUGGACAUAAGGUCCUCAUCUUCUUCCAGAUGACGCAAAUCAUGAACAUCAUGGAAGAUUUCCUUCACCUGCGUGGGUUUAGGUACUUGCGUUUGGAUGGGUCGACUAAAGCCGACGAUCGUUCCGAGUUGUUGAAGCAGUUCAACGCUCCGGAUUCGCCCUACUUCAUUUUCUUGCUCUCGACUCGUGCUGGAGGUUUGGGAUUGAACUUGCAGUCCGCGGACACCGUUAUCAUCUACGAUUCGGAUUGGAAUCCUCAUCAGGAUUUGCAGGCUCAGGAUCGUGCCCAUCGUAUCGGUCAGAAGAACGAAGUCAGAAUUCUGCGGUUGAUCACCUCCAACUCAGUCGAGGAACGAAUCUUGGAGCGUGCUCAAUACAAGUUGGAUAUUGAUGGCAAGGUCAUCCAGGCCGGUAAAUUCGAUAACAAAUCGACCAGCGAGGAACGUGAUGCCUUGUUACGUGUCAUGUUGGAGGCAGAGGAGAAGGAAGCCGGUGAUAAUGAGGAACUGGACGAUGAUGAGCUGAACGAAAUCUGUGCGCGCAACCCUAACGAAUUGAUCCUGUUCAAGAAGAUGGAUCAAGAGAGAGAGCUUGAUCCGGUCUACGGCGAAGGCAGGAGGUCGAGACUAUUCACCGAUGCCGAGUUGCCAUCUCUCUACCUGCAGGACGAUGUACUGCCGAUUGAGGAGCCUGUGGGACCUAUUGGUCGUGGGGCUCGUGAACGCAAGGUUACCAGCUACGAUGAUGGCUUGACCGAAGAGCAGUGGCUAGACGCCAUCGACAACGACGAGGACAGUAUCGAGGACGCUGUGAACCGCAAGCGUGCCCGUAUCGAGCGCCGUCAAUCCAACAAAGCCAAGCGUGGUACAGCUGGCUACGAGGAGGAGGGCGAAGGCAGCUCGCCACCACCCGAGAGUCCCGAAGAGCCCGUACCUCCACCCACUAUCAAGCGCAAACGGGGAAGGAAGUCCAAUGCGGAGAAACGCCGCAUGGAAGAGGUUGAGGAAGUAACACCAAAGCCCAGAAAGCGACAACGUGUGAACAAAGCGGGGUUCGUGUCAUCCGACGGAGUUCUCGGCAGUCGUGCUGUACUCCAGGCGGCGUAUGAGAGCAUAUUUGAAGCUGUCAAGAACUUGGAGGAGCCUGAUACUGGACGUCUUCGUUCGGAUAUCUUCGAGAAACUGCCAAGUAAAAAGAUCUUCCCUGACUACUAUCACAUUAUCAAGCAGCCGAUCAGUUUCAACGAGAUCAAGAAGCGCAUGAAGAACGGCGAUUAUACUUCGUUAGAGCAAUUCCAGGCGGAUUUCAAGAUGAUGUUUGCCAACGCUCGGAUAUAUAACGAGGAGGGAUCAAUUGUGGUUGAAGAUGCUAAUGCCAUGGAAGCCGAACUUGAUGCCCGCUUCGCCGAAGAAAAGAAGAACUAUGACGGGGUGGCCGGUAGUUCGGUGGGCGACGGCACCUCCACUGGCGCAGUGUCGAGCGCCGGUACGCCCACAGCGACGGAAACACCUCACAUCCGUCUCAAGGUCCGGAACCCACCAGCUGGGUCUCCGGAUCGUGCCGAUAGUCCAGACGAUUCGGAUUGA